This is a messenger RNA of Ichthyophthirius multifiliis, 3063 nucleotides long. RefSeq lists its product as hypothetical. The record is from RefSeq and is a predicted model, not a curated record. Lineage: Eukaryota; Ciliophora; Oligohymenophorea; Hymenostomatida. The transcript has 7 exons.
AUGAAUAUUACUGAGGAAGAUAUUAAUAUUUUCUUCUAACAUAAAAUUUAAUUUGAAGCUGUUUAGAUUGUGUUGGAAAUUUCAAAAGACAAAAGAAUUAAAUUAGCUGAUGAAGAACUUAGUAAAAUUAGUAAAUUAUAAGAUAUUUUUAUUUCUAAUAUUGCAAAAUCAACCCAUUUUAAUGAAAUAGAAGUGUUCAAACUAUGUCCUAAUACUAAAAUUAGCUUAGAAAAUAUGAUUGCGUUGCUCAAUUCAAAUAUUUUCAAAAGAGAUUUUGAUAUUUAAUAGUUGUCUUAAAAUUUGGAAGUUGACAAUAGUUAUUUCGAAGCACUUCAAUUACCUAAUAUUUCUAAUGAGGAAGAAGAAAAAGAAAUGGAUACUUUCCUUUCUAAUUAUUUAUAAAAAUUAAAUGCUUUAAUUAAUGAGAGUUAGAAGGAAUUCUUAUAGGGAAAAUUGAAAGAAAAGCCUAUACUUUUAGAUAAUUUGUCUUAUGUAGAUUUUUCUAAUAAUAAAUAUUUAUGGAGUGAAGAAGAUUUAAAAAAUGAAAUCGAAAAUAUUAACAAAAUUAGGAAUGGAGAGACUCAAAAAGUUAAGGAAAAAGAAACCUAAUAAGAAGCUGAAGAAGAUGAAGAUGAGUUAUUAAAAAAAGCUGAAAAUAAUAAUAAUGAUGAAAAUUACGAUUAAAAUUAAUAGGAGGAUAUAUAAGAAGAAUAAUAAAAGGUACAAGAAACUAAAUAAGUCGAUAACAAAUAAACAGAAUUAACUGAAAAAGAAUUAACUGAUAAUAAUAAUUAAGAGGAAGAAGAUAAAUUUGAUUUCGUCGGAGAAGCAGAAGAUAAUAAUAAUUAAAAUAAUAUUGAUGGAGAAAAUUUUGAUGCAAACAAUGAUUAAUAAGAAGAAUAGUAAUAAUAAUAGCAACAAGAUGAUUAAAAUAUCUUUGAGGACGAAGACUAAAAUAUUAAUGCUAAUUAAGAAAAAGACACUUAAAUAGUUGCAAAGGAACCAGAUAUAAAUGAAAAACUCGAAAGUAUUAACCAAAACCAAAUUAAAUAUUUAAAUUAGAAAAUAGUCAAGAGACUCGAAAAAGAUCCUGAUACAAAAAAACAAAUCGAAAAACUUAAAACAUAUCAAUCUCAUUAUUUACAAACCCAAAAAGAAAUAGGAAAUGAAUCCCAAAACUAUGAUGAUAUAAGAAUAAUUUUUUAAAAUAUUGCAAAUGUAGGUUUAUAUGAAACUAUUAAUGUCAUAGUAAAAUUGAAAUGGCAAAAAAGUUUUUUUUCGUUAAUUUUAUUAGGUAUUUUGGUCUUUCCAUUUACUCUUUUCCAUAUUUUUAUGGUUUUAAGCAAUAGAUUUACUAUUUGGCUUGCCUAAUAUUAGUUUUCGUUUAAGUUUUUUGAUAAUGAUAAAGUCUAAUUUAUUGCAGAAAUUAAUAAAAAUGUGCCUGAAGGUAUUUCAAAUGAAGAUUUUUACUUUGAUGAGGACGUAGCUUAAUUAGAUGCUAUUUUAUGCCGAAGAGUAGACUUGGAAAAUUAAGAGUAGAGCAAUUUGAAAGAAAAUGCAAGGCUCAUUUGUAAAUAUUUAAAAGAUCCUCAAAAGUAUAACUUUAAUAAUAUUUUCUAAUAACUAUAGUAGACUAAUAAAAAAUAAAAAUUUAAUCUUUUAAAUUAUGUAGAUUUGGUAUUUUUCUUAAAUAUGGUAAUUUUUUAAAUUGGAAUUUGUAUCGUUUAUAAUGUUGUGAGAUUAAAUUUAAAACAUUAAUGUUUAAAUUCUGAUGAUUUUUAUGAUGUACCAUUUUAUGUGAUUUCUGUUAUUUAGCUUAUUAUUGAGGCUGGGUUUAUGUUUUAUUUGUAAGAAAUUAUUUGUACACAAAAAAUUUUCACACUUAAAAGUGUAGGGAUUUGGUUCCAUUUGUACACUUCGUUUAUGUCAAGGUAUGAUAUGUAUACAGAUAUGAUUUUUUCGCUUAACACUUUUAUUUGUGAGGAAUUGGGUGCUGUAGAAUUAGGUUUAAUAAGUUUGAUUGUAAUGUUAGUAAACAUGACUUUAUCAUUAAUAAGCUAAUGUUGGGAAUUUUAUGAUAUUUAUCAAAAAAGAUAAAGUGUAAUUAAGUAAAAUGGAAAGCAUUCAUUACAUAAUACUACUUUUAUUAAUGAAUAUACAAAACUUUCUCUUAUUUAAGAGUUUAGUGCCUUAGGACAUGUUUUGGAUAGGUUUUCGACAUCUUCGGCUAGUGAUCUUAGUGGAUUUUGGGUUCCUAAUAGUUUAGAACAUACAAAAGUUCCAUAAGUUUUGAUUUCAAAAUUUUAAAAAGUAUUUUUAGAAGACAUGCCUUAGUUAGCCAUAUUGCUUGCUUUUAAUUUUAGAAAAAGUGCAUCUUUUAAUGAUUGGAAUAACUUAAAAGUUAUACUUUCAACUUUACUAAACUUGUAUAAUGCUUUAAGUGCGGCUUGGGUUGCACGCCCGAGUAUAUUUAGAACUUAUAUGAUGAGAGAAUAUUUAGAGUUUAGAUAGCAAAAUUAAGAUUUAUAUAGAUUAGAAAUAGGGUUUAAGAAAUCAAAUACUUAUCUUUUAGGCAUUGAUAAAACAAUAAGUAGAAUUCUUAAUUUUAAUUCUAAAUAUACAAUGGUUUAGACAAAACAAACUACUAAUAAGAAAUAAGAGAAUUAAAAAGAUAAAGAAACUAUUAAAGAUGGAGUUAGUUAAAGUUAAGCUUAAAGUUAAGCAAAAAAGCAGAGUUAAAGUUAAGUUUAAUCAGUUCAUUCUUAAUAAAAGAGUGAACAUAAUAUUUCAGAAAAAGGAUAGAAUGAUAAUUAAUCGUAAGUUAGUGGGAAGUCAGGAAAUAUUAAUAAUAGUAAUAAUAGAUAGUCUUAAAAUUAAAUUGGAAGCAAUAAUAAAAUAAGUAAAAAUAUUUUUAAUUUAAUUUUUUUAAUUUUUAUUUUUUAAGGUAAAACAAAAAAUAAAACUAAGUCAAUUGACUCAAAAUAAUUUCAGAUAAAACUUUUCGAAUAUUUAAUGCAAAAAGAAAAAUAAUAUAACUUUGAUGAUAAUAAUAAAUAAGAUUGA